AUGACCAACGAGGAGACUCAGAUGUUUGAAGAUGAACCGGCACUUAUAAGAUGCCUUCCUGAAUUAAACAGUCUUCGAAUGACUAGCAAGUUGACCGAUUUGACUAUCGAGCUACAAGACUUCGUCAAGCUGUAUGCACACAAGGUUGUUUUUGCUUCCCGGGUGCCCUCAUUGUGCAAUACCCUUUGUGAAACCCUAACGAAAAACCAGGCUGUUGUGCUCAAGUGGCCAACAAUUUCUUCCGAAGUUGCUACAACAUUAAUGGACUACAUUUACACAGGCCGGCUAGAAGUUCGCGAAGCCAAUGCUGCUGGAUUGAUUGCGCUGUCACAACAACUCAUAUUGCCUCAAGUGGAAAUAUGGGCAAACAACUGGGACCUUGCUCAAGUUCUUAAAAGCGACGCGUUAAGGAACGUCUGCCUGCAGCAUAUCAAGGCAACCUUUGAGGUCUCAGUUGCCAGUUCUGUCUUUCCCCAACUGCCCCCUGACGCUGUCCUGUCCCUGUUGCGGGCAGAUGACCUUCAAGUGGAGAACGAAGAGAGCCUCCUCAAUGCGAUCGGAAGAUGGAUCCGUCCAUUUGGCAAUGUGGAUGAAAAACGAAUUGUUCACGCAGCAGCUAUGAUGCAGGAACUGCGCUGGAAUCAAGUUGAUGCAGACUUCCGAUACCGGCUACAUGACGAUUAUGAGGGCUUUUGGAAUAAAGAUGUGGAAUGCUUACGACUUCUAAGCCUAAUUAACAAGUGGAUUGAUAGCCCAACCUCGAGGGGCAGUAGACCAUGUCCGUUUAAUGAAAGACGCAGAGAACGAUUGGUGGAUAGUGAGCGUCGCCAAAAUCCACUGGCAAACAUUUGUCUACUCAGUACGACAGAGACCGAAGGGCAGUGUUUGCUGACCCGGUAUGAUGCUGAAACAAAAACAUCGCAGCAACUAACACACGUAACGGCCGGAUUGGACGCGGCUUUUGUAGUCGUAGAAGAUUGCAUCUUUGCAAUUGGAGGCUACCAGCAACACAGCAACUAUACAAACUUUGAUAAAUUUGAUACGAAGGCGCGUCGAUGGAACGAGCUGGUGCCGCUGCCUGAGUGCCGGAAGAAACCAACAGCAGUCGCCGUGGUUGUUGGUCAGGAGACCGUGAUAUUUGUCUGUGGGGGCAGCAACUCUUCCGACCGAGAACUUGGUACAUGUAUGAUAUAUUCUCCGCUAGAAGACAAGUGA
Dibothriocephalus latus is the source of this 1215-nucleotide messenger RNA. Lineage: Eukaryota; Metazoa; Platyhelminthes; Cestoda; Diphyllobothriidea; Diphyllobothriidae. The record is from the annotation of a GenBank genome assembly.